CGUUUACUAAUUUCUUAUUAAUGAUUCAAGUAACCACAUUCAUCUCUCUUCUACCUUGUCCAUCUCAAAAAUGGGGAGCCAGCCCGAAUCUCCGUUGUUGCCCCAACACCACAUAAAGAAACCCACGUACGCCGCCGCCGGCGUCGUCUUCCCCAAACCCACCGACGAUCCUCCGCCUCCGCCAUCCCUUCCACCUUCGCCGCCGGUUGACAACGAUGAUCCUAACAGCCAUAAACCAGAACCCGAAUUCGAAUGUUCACCCCGAUGUCUCCGUGUCACCGCCGUCCUCGGCGUACUCCUGCUCAUCGGCAUUCCCAUCUAUUACGUGAUAGAAGACCAAUUGGCGCCCUACUCCCCCAAAGCCAACGUCGUUUCGGCCUUCGUGUCAAUAAAAAAAUCCAACACCAGUAAUGGGCCCGCCGCGGGCCGGUUGACAGCCAAUUGGGCCUUCACUCUCCAUCUCGACAACUCGCUCCCUUGCUGUCAGGCCGUGUACCCGUACCGAGUCGAGGCUUCCGUUUAUCACCAGGCCGACGGCGGUGGGGGCCCGGCCCGUGACCGGCGUGUGCUGGCGUCGACGCGUCAGUUUGCGGGGUUGAGCGUGGACCCGAAGGUGGACGAUCUGACGUUUUUUAUUCAGUUGGGAGCGGACGGAGCGGACGUCGGGGAGAAUGUGACGGCGGCCGUUUAUAGGGAUCUGGCCGAAUUGGAACAGAAUCGGUUGCGGUUCAGGGCUGUGAUUCUGGUUUGGGUGAGGAUCGAACCGUAUAACUUCGGAAGCCGGUAUUAUUUGGCUCGGAUUAGUUGUGAUCCGUUCUGGACCGGUUCGGCUAGUAUUGCGGGCAAGUCCCUCGAUGACAAUAAGGAGUGUCAAGUCCACGUGAUUGAACAAAGCCACCCAAGUUCCUUGGACCAAAAUCGAACAAGACUCAACGCUACAACAGUAAAAAUUAGUAGCGGGGAAGUGAAGCUCUGAGUUGCCCAAGUGUUGUUUUUUACUUUUUACUACGUCUGAACUUUUGUAAGAGUAGAGUAAAUAUGGAGAUAAAUGUUGGUUUUUGGAUUUGAUCUUAUGGUAAGGAGUUGAGGAUCUUAGAUGGAUAAUUUAUUUAGAGGUUUGUUUGGCAAACAUGUAUUCUAAAUGGAUGUUUAAGAUACAUACUCUUUUUUUUUUUUUCCUUUUUCAUGUUUUGUACCAAAUUUUUGGUACCAGACAAACUCAUUUAAUAGAAUGCAUGAUAAUCACUUCCAGGACAA
Linum tenue is the source of this 1257-nucleotide messenger RNA. The record is from the annotation of a GenBank genome assembly. Lineage: Eukaryota; Viridiplantae; Streptophyta; Magnoliopsida; Malpighiales; Linaceae.